AUGAUCAUGGCAAAGAUGAUCAUGCAUAACGACACCAUGGAUAGCAAUGACAUGGUGAUGAUGCACAUGAGUUUCUUCUGGAGCAAAGACGUUGUGAUGUUAAUCAAUGGGUGGCCGAAUGGGAAAUUAGUCGUCAAGCUGCAGGGAAGUAGUCCGUUCAUUGGUGGAUUGGUUCAUGCUACGUUUUAUGGACUACGAAUGGCUCUUGUUUAUCUAAUUAUGUUGUGUGUGAUGUCGUACAAUGUUGGCGUUUUUGUUUUUGUGGUGGCUGGACAUGUUAUCGGGUGUUUUUUAGUCAAAUAUCGGAUGAUUUCGAGGGCGGCUUCUAAAUCUAGAAUGGAAUUGGAUCCUGUGUAA
Messenger RNA from Lactuca saligna, 357 nucleotides. NCBI's taxonomy places the organism in Eukaryota, Viridiplantae, Streptophyta, Magnoliopsida, Asterales, Asteraceae. The record is from the annotation of a GenBank genome assembly.